Messenger RNA from Rhinopithecus roxellana (golden snub-nosed monkey), 854 nucleotides. RefSeq lists its product as uncharacterized. The record is from RefSeq and is a predicted model, not a curated record. Lineage: Eukaryota; Metazoa; Chordata; Mammalia; Primates; Cercopithecidae.
AUGGUUAAUAAUUGGAAUAGUGCUGGGUGCACAGGAAGCUCUAAGUGUUAAGCAUGUGGCCACAGCCUCCCCUGUCCCCUCCUCCUCCUGUCUCCUCUUUGCUGCUGCCCUGCUGCCUUGAUGGGAUACUCCCCUUCUGUCUCUGUUUGUCUGUCUGUCUGUCUGCCUGUCUCAUCCCCUUUUCUUUCCUCUGUUCCCCCACCCCCACCACUGAUGCAGUUUGGACCAAGUUUUCUUCAGCCAGCUAAUUUAGAGACAAGGGGAACCUGGAUAUUUAAUGGGGGCUUGGGGGACUUCCUUACAGCCGCAGGUCUCUGUGAAAAGGGCCCUGGAUGAUCUCUGCAAAAGCCCACCUGCUGCUGGUUAGCCAGGACCAUCUCCGCUUUCAGACACCAGCUUCAUCCAAACACUCUUUGCUGUAUUUAUAACCACAGUGCAUUUUCUCGGGAUGCACAUCUUAUGGCUUCUUGGCGCCUUCGCCCAGGGUGCACUGCCUGGACCAUCGCCCUCCGGCAGAGACAGUGUCUUUCUUUGUGUGUUCUCCUUCCUCUGGUGGAGAUGUGGCUUGGUCAUCUGGCGUGGGGCCCAGAAGUCGCCUCGGCUUCGUGGAGGCUCGCUGUCCCCAUGGCAGAAAGCUCGGCCACACACCCUGAUGUCUCGACACCUUUGAGCUGCCCGUGAAUGGGUUUUCAGAGCUUCCCGUGUUUACUUCGCUGCAUGCCUCUGUUUGUGCUCUGGAGAAAUUCUUGGCAGAGGAAAAGCCAAGUGGAAAACAGCCGUGCUUGGUGUCAGGGCUUGAGGUUGAGGGAGAAAGACUGAAACGGAGAUUUGCAUGAACUGUUUUGCGCAUGUGA